AUGGGUGCAUUCCUUCUCCCUAUCAUCAAUAACCUUCUAGAGGAGGGAGUAGCAGCUAACGUAGGAGUUAGGGAACAGAGCCCUCAGGUCAUCGUAGUCUCGCCUACCCGUGAGUUGGCUAACCAGAUCAACAUCAACGCAAGAAAGUUUGCUCUCGAUUCUGCAAUUAAGAGUGUUGCUGUUUACGGAGGAACCUGCAUUGGUAUGCAAUUAAGAAACCUGAAGGCAGGAUGUAAUAUUAUCUCUGGAACUAUGGGACGGCUCCUUAGAUUUAUUGAAACUGGUAAAGUGCUCCUGGAUCAGGUGCAGUACGUUGUGCUGGAUGAGGCGGACCAGAUGCUUGACGAUGGGUUCGGCCCCGAUAUAGAGAAGCUGAUGAACAGCCCUGGUAUGCCUCCCAAGACCGAGCGUACUACUCUAAUGUUCUCUUAUGCACUAUCCUCAGCAGUUAUAGAACUCAGUAAGAAGUAUCAGAAAGAGGAUUGUUCUUAA
This is a messenger RNA of Eurytemora carolleeae, 492 nucleotides long. Its product is annotated as probable ATP-dependent RNA helicase DDX4. The transcript is spliced from 5 exons. The record is from RefSeq and is a predicted model, not a curated record. Bases 1 to 492 code for a protein of 163 amino acids. Lineage: Eukaryota; Metazoa; Arthropoda; Copepoda; Calanoida; Temoridae. Gene Ontology annotation, molecular function: ATP binding; RNA binding; RNA helicase activity.